This is a messenger RNA of Helicoverpa armigera (cotton bollworm), 2402 nucleotides long. It is a transcript of the gene sotv, whose product is annotated as exostosin-2. The coding region runs from base 174 to 2312 and encodes 712 amino acids. The transcript is spliced from 7 exons. The record is from RefSeq and is a predicted model, not a curated record. Gene Ontology annotation, cellular component: membrane. Gene Ontology annotation, molecular function: glycosyltransferase activity. Lineage: Eukaryota; Metazoa; Arthropoda; Insecta; Lepidoptera; Noctuidae.
CAGUCUGCCAGCAGCCUGUCAUGUCAAUCACUUCACUGCGUCAGUUUCUCUUCGCAAGCAGUAUUAUCGUGUUUUAUACUUUGAUGGAUUUUUGAAUGAGAAUUAAUUGAUUGUACCUAAUAAUGGGUGCCAUAUAUAAAUUAAGGAGAUUAAUUUAAUCCUCGAAAUUACAAAUGGCUGCGGAGUCGCUCCUGAAAACGGGCAAGCAUUCGAAGUAUACAUCGUAUAGGAAAAUCUUGUAUCAUAGGUUUUUCGUCGGCCUACUCUUGUUUAUAGUGAUAUCCUUAGUGUUUACUGUGGUGUUUAACGCGUUUUCCGGUAGUUCGCCGCGGAUAGAUGUGUAUCAAGCUGUGAAUUUAGAAUCGACAAGUGCUGAAGUGGUGAAAAUCAGCAGUAGUGCUCUGGAAGCUGAGCCUCGUGUGGCAAACUGCACAUACUGGGACUGUGUCGAUGUGUACAGAUGCGGGAAAGGCGGGCACAACAAGAUAACAAUAUACAUAUAUCCAUUAAAAGACUAUCAGACUGAAAAUGGGAAUUCUAUAUCACAAUUUUCUAAAGAAUUUUAUAUGAUAUUAAAUACUAUAAAACGUAGUAAAUAUUACACGCCGAACCCUGAGGAGGCGUGCCUGUUAGUACCUAGCAUAGACACUCUGAAUCAGCACAGUUUCUCAAGUAAACAUGUGUCACAAGCGCUGCAGUCGCUGCCACAUUGGCAACACGGUGAAAACCACCUCAUAUUCAACAUGCUGCCGGGUUCUGCACCCAACUACAACACAGUUGUGGACCUCAACACCAGCCGAGCCAUUAUAGCAGGAGCUGGCUUCAACACCUGGACUUUUAGACACAAUUUUGAUGUCUCCAUACCAGUCUACAGUUCCGUUGCAGAGAAAAUUGACAGCACACAACCAGAACAAAAGAAGUACCUUAUUGUUUCUACGCAGCUCAAUAUACCACACAAUUAUUUAGAAGAAUUACAGAAUAUUGCGUCUUCGUCCAAUGAUCUCUUGUUAUUGGGCACCUGUAAGACUGACAAAACAGAUUUCAGUAAACGGUGUGAAUACACGACCGGUAGAGAAUUUGAUUACCCAAAUGUGUUGAAGGACGGAAUGUUCUGUUUAGUUAUAAGAAGUGCAAGAUUGACUCAAGCUGUCCUAAUGGAUAUUUUAGCUUCUCAGUGUAUACCAAUAGUGAUUGCGGACUCCGUAGUGAUGCCUUUCAACUCUCAUGUUGAUUGGAAUAAAUUAGCUCUGUUCGUAUCAGAGGAUAAUAUAAGGAAUUUGGUUAAAAUAGUGCAUUCAGUGAGUAAAGAGCGCCGCGGGGAGUUGUUUUGGCAGCUGAGAUGGGCAUUUGAUAGAUAUUUUGCUAGCAUAGUGAAGAUAACAAUGACUGCAUUAGAGAUAAUAAAUGAGAAAGUGUUUGCAUUGGCCGCCAGGACAUAUGAGGAGUGGAAUAUGCCUGAACAUUUGUACGGUCCAGUGAACCCCCUGUUCCUGCCGGUGACGGCUUCCAAAGCGGCUGGCUUCACCGCGGUCAUACUGACGUACGACCGGGUUGAUAGCCUGUUUGCCCUGGUGUCCAAACUGGUGCGGACGCCGAGCCUUGCCAAGAUACUCGUCGUGUGGAAUAACCAGAAGAAGGCGCCGCCUCCUUCUUCAGAAUGGCCAGUUAUAAACAAGCCGUUGAAAGUGAUUCGAACCAAAGAGAACAAGCUAUCCAACAGGUUCUUCCCGUACGACGAGAUUGAGACUGAGUGUCAGCUGACCAUUGAUGAUGAUAUCCUCAUGCUGACACCUGAUGAACUGGAGUUUGGUUUCGACGUGUGGCGUGAGUUCCCCGACCGAAUAGUGGGGUUUCCGUCCAGACUGCACGUGUGGGAUAACUCCACGAACUCCUGGCGGUAUCACAGCGAGUGGACCAAUCAGAUAUCUAUGGUACUAACGGGCGCAGCGUUCCACCACAAGAUCUGGUCGUGGUACUACACGUACAAGAUGCCGGCCGAGAUCCGCAGCUGGGUGGACGAUAACUUCAACUGUGAAGAUAUCGCCAUGAACUUCUUAGUCGCCAAUGUUACUAGGAAGGCGCCUAUCAAGGUGACGCCCCGCAAAAAAUUCAAAUGUCCAGAAUGCACGAACACAGAAAUGCUAUCCGCGGACGCGCGACACAUGUCUCAGCGCUCCGCCUGCAUCGCGCGGUUCGCCCGCGUGUACGGACACAUGGCCCUCCGCGCGGUCGAGUUCCGCGCGGACCCGCUGCAGUACCGCGAGGCGGGGGCGGGCGUUCCGCAUGCUUAUCCUGAUAUUGGCGCCUUGUAAGGUAAGGUUGGUGGCCCUCUGUUUUAUAGUAUGGGGAUUUUUGUUAUUUUUGAGUUGUGAAAAAAAAAAUUGUAAAUCCGGUUACAUGUU